AUGCAAGCUAUCAAGUGUGUCGUUGUUGGUGAUGGAGCUGUUGGUAAGACAUGUUUACUCAUAAGUUAUACUACCAAUGCCUUUCCUGGUGAGUAUAUACCAACUGUCUUCGAUAAUUAUUCAGCGAAUGUAAUGGUCGAUGGAAAACCCAUUAAUUUGGGACUAUGGGAUACUGCUGGACAAGAAGAUUACGAUAGAUUACGACCAUUAUCUUAUCCACAAACUGAUGUGUUUUUAAUAUGCUUUUCGCUUGUCAAUCCAGCGAGUUUUGAAAACGUUAGAGCUAAAUGGUAUCCUGAAGUACGUCAUCACUGUCCUAACACUCCAAUCAUUCUUGUGGGGACUAAGUUAGAUUUACGUGAAGAUAAAGAAACUAUUGAGCGACUCAAAGAUAAAAAAUUAGCUCCUAUUACUUAUCCUCAAGGAUUAGCAAUGGCUAAAGAAAUUGGUGCAGUGAAAUAUCUUGAAUGCUCGGCAUUAACGCAAAAAGGAUUAAAAACUGUUUUUGAUGAAGCGAUACGUGCAGUAUUGUGUCCAGUUCCACAGGUAAAACCCAAACAUAAAUGUUGUCUCCUAUAA
Cotesia congregata is the source of this 579-nucleotide messenger RNA. The record is from the annotation of a GenBank genome assembly. Lineage: Eukaryota; Metazoa; Arthropoda; Insecta; Hymenoptera; Braconidae.